AUGAUAAAUAACUCAAUUUCAGAUAAAGAAAUAAGAAUUUUAGUUCAAAAUAUAUGUAAUAUGUCUGUUUUCAAAGGGCGAAGAGUAAUUGAUCAAAUUCGCGGGCGUUCAUAUGAAGAAACACUUAUGAUAUUGGAACUCAUGCCUUAUCGAGCAUGUUAUCCAAUUUUAAAACUGGUUUAUUCGGCAGCAGCAAAUGCUAGUCAUAAUAUGAAUUUGAAGGAAACUGAUUUAUUUAUUAGUGAAGCUAAAGUUAAUAAGAGUAGUUUUAUAAAAAAAUUAAGACCUCGAGCUCGAGGACGUAGUUAUGGUAUAAAAAGUCCCACUUGUCAUAUAACAAUUGUAUUAAAAGAAAAAUCUAAAUUUUUAUUAGAUAAAUCUAAGAUUUAG
This is a messenger RNA of Zingiber officinale, 390 nucleotides long. NCBI's taxonomy places the organism in Eukaryota, Viridiplantae, Streptophyta, Magnoliopsida, Zingiberales, Zingiberaceae. The record is from the annotation of a RefSeq genome assembly.